Messenger RNA from Syzygium oleosum, 1209 nucleotides. Its product is annotated as thioredoxin-like 3-2, chloroplastic. The transcript is spliced from 4 exons. Bases 348 to 959 code for a protein of 203 amino acids. The record is from RefSeq and is a predicted model, not a curated record. Lineage: Eukaryota; Viridiplantae; Streptophyta; Magnoliopsida; Myrtales; Myrtaceae. Gene Ontology annotation, cellular component: chloroplast stroma.
GAGUUCUUGGGCCACGGCAUAAUCGGAGGGUGGGAGCAAGGAACCAAAAACAUCAUCAGAGGAUGUGUCCCAAGAGUCCCGGAAAGUCCAGAAGCGGCUGAAACGGCUCCUCAUUUCAGACAGAAAAAACGAACCAAUGACAUCAAACCAUUCUUGGUGCUUCCUCGGAAUGCUCAGUGCCCGCCGCACGUUGGAAUCUUCUUGUCUCUGUUUCCUCCUUUUCGUCUCCGACCCACUUCGCGUUUGUGCAAUUUUUUCUCAAAUUUGACUUCGAACGUCCUUCUUGCGCGACGGCGAUUGAUGGGUCUUCCGUAGGAGCGCAAUCUUGAUCUUGGGUCUCGCUCGCCAUGUACGCAAUGAGACUCUCUCCCUCUCUCGAUCUCGGGAGCCCCAAACCCGGCGUACCCCCGCGCGACCCGCCGCGGGACUCGCUCCGGUCCUCCUCGAUCGUUCGCUCUCGGGCGCUUCCCGUCGCAUUCGGUCGUGUGAUGGUGCGUUGUUCGAGUUUGGAUUGUGCAGUUCAGAGGAGAAUUUCAGCUCUCGGCGCGGUCGGCCAAGAUGGGCACACGUUGAAGGAGGAGCUCGACGACUCGCCCGUGUCGGUCGAACUGGAGCCGAUUUGCAGCGAGAGCCAGUUCGAUCGGGUCGUGGCCGAGGCCCAACAGCUUGAGGAAUCGGUUAUUGUGGUCUGGAUGGCAAGCUGGUGCAGAAAAUGCAUAUAUCUGAAGCCAAAAUUGGAAAAGUUGGCUGCUGAUUACUAUCCAAGAUUGCGCUUUUACUGUGUUGAUGUCAACAAAGUUCCUCAUAAGCUGGUUGCUCGAGCAGGUGUCAAUGUAAGUCCAAAGCUUUGGCAGCUGUGGAAGGAUAGCGAGAAGCAAGCUGAAGUGAUUGGUGGCCACAAAGCAUACCUAGUCGUCAAUGAAGUUCGUGAAAUGAUUGAAAAUGAGUGUACAGCGUGAAGUACGAAAAAGAGGCAAUUCUUUUUAUGCAAUUCUGUCCACAGGAUUCAUUUCAUUAGGUUCGAUAUAGAAAAUGAAUGCCGGGUGUCAACUACUUGACAGAACCCUCCCCUCUUCCUUUAUCCGAGCUUAGGACCGGUAUUGGAAGAUAAAUCCUGCCCGGGCAGAUUGUAGUUUCUGUCUAUAUAUUCGUCGAACUUGUCAUCGUUCUUACUGCAUUUCCACAGGGGAUAUAAAUGAGGAUUCUCUA